UCGGGAUGACGUUUUGGGUUGAAAAUUACACAGCAAUCCCAUGAUAUCGCGCGAUGGUGGAUGGAGAUGGGUUCGAGCGGCGGCACAACUCCUACACGAUCGAUGUCCGUGCCGUCAAAGCAGCUACUGGACGUACCCAGCGGGGGAGUCGCCACGAACGCAAUGGACGUGCUCUUCCCCACCCACCACCACUCUUUCCCGAUGGCUGGCGGUCCACAAUGAGAUGCAUCCCUUGUCGUGCGCACACAGUACCUUCCACGUCCAGUACACCGUGGCGAGGUACAUGUUGCAAGGCCACGGGACCAAAGGAAUAGUGCGGGCCAGCACGGCCGUAGAGUUGGACGGGGCGAACGCGGGCAUGGCGAGUGUUGGACAAUCCCCAUAAACUCGUCAAUUGGGGAGCGCUGGUGCGCGCCAGAGGACGGUCGUCGGGCCGAGAGCAUGGCAGACUCUCGGAUCUACCGCAUCCUCCUGUGCGGCCGCGGCAUCGACUCGUCCCCGCCAGUCGACUGUUUACUGUACUCCACGCCACCGCCCGUAA
Aphanomyces invadans is the source of this 541-nucleotide messenger RNA. RefSeq lists its product as hypothetical. The transcript has a single exon. Bases 41 to 385 code for a protein of 114 amino acids. The record is from RefSeq and is a predicted model, not a curated record. NCBI's taxonomy places the organism in Eukaryota, Oomycota, Saprolegniomycetes, Saprolegniales, Verrucalvaceae.